This is a messenger RNA of Mustela erminea (ermine), 1005 nucleotides long. RefSeq names its product histone H3.3-like. Bases 1 to 339 code for a protein of 112 amino acids. The record is from RefSeq and is a predicted model, not a curated record. Gene Ontology annotation, molecular function: protein heterodimerization activity; DNA binding; structural constituent of chromatin. Gene Ontology annotation, cellular component: nucleosome. The transcript is spliced from 2 exons. NCBI's taxonomy places the organism in Eukaryota, Metazoa, Chordata, Mammalia, Carnivora, Mustelidae.
AUGGUUUCACAGCUGGCUACGGGCGGCGUGAAGAAGCCGCACCGCUGCCGGCCCGGCCCGGUGGCCCUGCGCGAGAUCCGGCGCUACCAGAAGUCCACCGAGCUGCUGGUCCGCAAGCUGCCGUUCCAGCGGCUGGUGCGCGAGAUCGCGCAGGACUUCAAGACCGACCUGCGCUUCCAGAGCUCGGCCGUCAUGGCGCUGCAGGAGGCGUGCGAGGCCUACCUGGUGGGGCUCUUCGAGGACACCAACCUUUGCGCCAUCCACGCCAAGGGCGUCACCAUCAUGCCCAAGGACAGCCGGGUACCCUACAGGUUAAUGGAGGGCCUCAUUACAGGAUAGCUCCACACCCGUGUUUCCUAACAGUAGACAUGCUCUGAGGCACUGCCCCCCAUCACCCUCACUGUUGCCAAAUGAAUAAAAUAGUGGGAUUACAUUGGUAUGUAGGACACCAUUCUGGAGCCCGAGAAAACUUUCUCACAUCUGGGAUGAACCUAAAGUCUUCAGGGCUGUUACCUCAGGGUAAUUUUUGUCAAACCUUAACAUGUAAGGGAAGUUUCCCGUAACUGGUGCAAUUGAAAUGUGUAAUGUUGCUAAUCCCGCAGGCUGUUCUGCCUUCCAGACUCACGGAACGAGCAGAGUCAGGAAAAUACUAUAGAGGAGUCUGAUAUGGUUUGACCAAGGGCUGUUUAGGAAUGAAGUACACUGUGUGGCCGGUUUCUGACAACCCCUGGCCUCUGAGGGGGCAGGGUUAGGGAUGGAGGAAGGUCUGUUGACGAGCACCACACUUAACUUUUGUUGCUGUUAGAGAAUAAGGAAAACCCCUGCCAACUGGUUUUAUUGCCCAGGGUACAGAAUCUUGCCUCCUACUCUCUGUUCACUGUACUCCUUUAACUGAUGUCACCUCAAAAGGCGGGGGGCAGGGGGGGGGAGCCUUCUUUUUUUUUUUUUCUUGAAUGUCUUGGAUAAAUAACCUUGGCUGCCCAGUGACAUUUAUGGAAAUCCUUC